This is a messenger RNA of Aspergillus steynii IBT 23096, 1452 nucleotides long. Its product is annotated as aminotransferase-like domain-containing protein. Bases 1 to 1452 code for a protein of 483 amino acids. The transcript has 6 exons. Gene Ontology annotation, molecular function: L-2-aminoadipate:2-oxoglutarate transaminase activity; pyridoxal phosphate binding; aromatic-amino-acid:2-oxoglutarate transaminase activity. The record is from RefSeq and is a predicted model, not a curated record. Lineage: Eukaryota; Fungi; Ascomycota; Eurotiomycetes; Eurotiales; Aspergillaceae. Gene Ontology annotation, biological process: L-tyrosine biosynthetic process; aromatic amino acid catabolic process.
AUGGGAUCGCAAGACACCUACAAUGGCAAGGCAGCGCUUAACGAUGCGCGCGACUGGUCUCACCUGUUUAGCGCCGAGAGCGCAUCACGAAAGCCCUCCGUGAUGCAAGCAAUGCAUGGGAUUUUGGCCCAGCCAGGGAUUCGGUCUCUCGGCCCCGGAGCUCCUUCCACUGAGUACUUUCCUUUCUACAGCAUGGACUUUGAAGUCGGUUCGACGGACGCCUUCGAGACCGUCGGCAUGAAGAUCCCCGACACGACGACUGCCAUCCACGCCGGCAAAUACGACAACACGACCGGCACCAGCAUCUACGACCUGGAGAUCGCCCUCCAGUACGGACUGGGCACCGGGUCCAAGCAGCUGGUCAAGUUCCUGACCGAGCAUGUCCAGCUCACCCACAACCCCCCUUACCGCAACUGGCAAACCAUCCUCAGCGCCGGCACCACCUCCGCCUUUGAGAUCGUGUUGCGCAUGCUCGGUCAGCCCGGUGAAUACCUCCUCGUCGAGCAGCACACCUAUACCACGGUGUUCGAGACCGGCCUGCCCCUGGGCUGGAAGUUCGCGCAGGUGCGCAUGGACAACGACGGCCUGCUGCCCGACGACCUCGACGACCUCCUCUCCACCUGGGACGAGAAGUCCCGCGCUGGCCCAAAGCCACGCGUCUUGUACACCAUCCCGACGGGGCAGAACCCUACGGGCAUCACACAGCCUCUCCCCCGACGCCAGGCCAUCUACCGCGUCGCGCAGAAGCACAACCUCUUCAUCCUCGAAGACGACCCCUACUACUUCAUUCAGAUGCCCGUCUACAACCCUGCCACUCGCGGCACACCCACCCCCGUCCCCUCCCUCCUCCCCAGCUACCUCAGCCUCGACACCGACGGCCGCGUCCUGCGCAUGGACUCCUUCUCGAAGAUCAUCGCGCCCGGCGCGCGCAUGGGCUGGGUGACCGCCCCGGCGCAGGUCAUCGAGCGCAUGGUGCGCACGCACGAGGUCUCCGUGCAGAACCCCAGCGGGUUCUCGCAGAUCGCUAUGUUCAAGCUGCUGCACGACAGCUGGGGCCAUGCAGGGUUUGCGCGCUGGCUGGCCCAUCUGCAGGGCGAGUAUGCGAAGCGCCGCGACGCCCUGUUCGAGGCUUGUGAUGCCCAUCUGCCGCGCGAGAUCGUCUCCUGGGUGCCCCCGACGAGUGGCUUUUUCGCUUGGAUUCAAAUCGACUGGAAGAAGCAUCCUCAGGCGGGCGAUCGGUCUGCACUGCUUGUAGAGAGACAGGUGUAUGAUGCGGCUAUUGCCUGCGGGGCCCUCGUUGUCCCUGGAAGCUGGUUUCUGCCGGAUGAAGGGGCAGGGGGCAUGGAUGAGGUGUUUUUUCGGAUGACCUAUGCGGCGGCUUCGGUGGAGGAUAUGAGGGAGGCGGUGCGGCGGUUGGGGAUGGCGCUGCGUGAGGUUUUUGGAUUAGUUUAG